AUGGCGUUCUUUUCUAUUGUGGCAGUGCUUCAAGUGUUACUAACUGACAUUUUAGCGACCGACAUGACCAGCUGCUGGAAGAUUAACGGUUCUACUUCAAGCAUGACAACGCUUGGCGUCUAUAAUGGAUCAGACUGUGCCGUGGAUGUGACGAUCUUUACAGUAACAGCGUCCUACGUUCCAAAGGAAAAUGUAGCUAUGAGAUGGGGCUUACAACUAAAUGCAGACUCAAGUAACGCCAUGGACGUCCCAAUGCCGCCUAAUGUGAUGGCUACACUUGAUUCUGAUACAACCGUGCAGAUUCUCUCCACUUACGUCCGGACCUGCGUGUCACGCACGCAAUGCAUGUCGAGUAUCACGGACGACAACACGUUUACAACGGCCCAGUCAGGAAAUUUUACAAGUAGUACAGACAUGACGUACUUUGAGGCACUGAACGGUUUAUCUUUUGAAGCAGAAAGAAAUUAUACAGUGGCUGCUGUUGCUGUAUUGGGCAACUCCGACAACACUUUAUUGCUGUACUACUUUCAGAGCUUUACAGAUAUCUUUGUGACGAAACAGGCUCAAGUAGAGGCUGUGAAGUUUGACGGUCACUCGACCUAUUGUCGCGUGACAGCGCAGAGCCCUCGAGACUACCAGCUGCGCGUUGAUGCUCUUCUUGCGAGCAGUGAAAGCUCUGAAGUCGAAGUGAUUAUUGGUGUCAAGAACGUCGUGCAAGCUACUCGCGGUUUCGAUGUUGUGUGGAUUGCCACGCUGUCUCGUAACGUGUCUAAGGAGAUUAUACUGCCUUCACCGCUGAAAGCAAUCUCUUUGGGGGAUGAACAGAAAAAUCAUUACACCGUUGUCAGCUCGCUUGUGAAGAUGUGCGAGCGCGACGUGGGCUGCAACGAAUAUUCGCGCACAGUGACUGUAUCAUCUGCUCAAGUUUACGCAAAUUUUACGUCCGCGAACACGGUAUCAUUUCAUGUCAGCAGAAUUGUCGUUCCGUCAAUAGGUUGGUACACGGGCUUUGCUCAAGUGACGCUGGCGGGAAACGAUGUUACUUUACAGCGAUAUGACUUCAUUAAAUACUUUGAGAUAUUUGCAACCGAAGAAAACGCGGCGGGGCAGAUGGAGAGCGAAAAGCUUGCAAAGAGUGGCAGCGAAUCGUACUGCUGGGGAGUCGGCGCAGGUGCUGACAGCAAGAGUGUUGAUGUUGCCAGUGUUAUGUUCUCGGGGAACAGCAGCAACUGUCCAUAUACGAUAAACAUGACCGCCUCUACUACGACGUUGUCGCUAAAUGCCGAUGUCAUAGUGAGCUGGACUGUUGCACGGCAGGCUGAAAAUACCGUGACAGGUGAGAUGGCUGUAAACGGCACGACGGUUUAUGACGUGCUGACGGAUGAGUACGUAAACCUGCCACAGGGGAAUAUCUACUAUUGCAACGACACAAAGUGCUCGCCAUUUUCGGAAAAGAAGACGUUGAUGUAUUCUGCGCCGGCCACAAACUUCUCUGCGAUAAGUGGUAUGGCUCAGUUUUCGUCAAAAGUCGCUUUUUCUAGUGAAGGAACAUACGCACUUAUGGCGCAUGCUGUAGUACCAAAUGGGGACGACUUCCGGUUUGACGUUGCAUCGCAGAUACGUGUAACCGUCACGGCACCUGCAGUAUUGGCUUCGACUGAGGAAGCUUCACAUUCCAACAUUGUACUUAUCGUUGGCCUCCCACUCGGCUGUGCCGCACUCAUUUGCCUCGUUGUGUUCGGACUUGCAGUCCGUCGACGACGGACAAGACAGAAAGUCGCACAACAGAAGGAACAGCAACAGCGACACAGUUUCUUUGGCUUUCCCCAGUUGUCAAACACCAACGAACUUGCAUCAACGUCGUUCAACUCCGGCCAUGGGUCGGACGAGUCAGGUCACUUUAUGUACAGAAAGGCGCAGCGGUCGCCUCUAGACAUGCCUCGCGCUUCUUCGUUGUCUUACGAUUUGAACUCACGGACAAGUUUUGUUAAAGCUGGGAACGAGGUCUCUGGCUAUAGUUUCAUCUUCUCUGACUCGGAGCUUUCGUAUUCAUCCGGGAAGUGCGUGAUGGACGUGGCCAUGAGUUGCGAGUUGAAUCAUCAUCAAGACGAGGAAAUGGACGAGACGGUCUCGUCUAUACCUACAACUUUCUCAACUCCAUGUCGACGACAAGACAAGACACGUGAUGGAUUUAAAUUUAGCGUCACGCCAGAGUCCUCUCGACAGCGUUUGUCAACGUCUCGAGGUCGUACAGAGACCGCAGGACUAGAAGAAUCACCUGCUAGAUACUCACCUAGUAAAGUAAAAGCAGCCGUGCGUUCUUUUGCCGAUUUUCUGCACUUUCUGGAACAGGAGGAGCACCAACAGGAACAUGCACUUAUGCCAGUAAUUAUUCAAAGAUUUGCAGAGCUUGGAGCGGUAAUUGAGUCUCAAAAGAGACAUAUUGACCGCUGGAAGGGCAAAGAACUAGACUUGGCUAUUGAAGAAGCUCAGCAGAAUCUCGAGCUUAUUCGAGAGCUAGGAGAGACUAUUCAGAAACAGGAGCUGCAGAUUGCGGGAGAUAAAGUGGAAAAGCAAAAGUGGGAGGAAAAGUACCAACUUGCUGCUCAGGAAAUAGAAUCUUUGAAGAAACAAGGCACUUAUCAGAUUCAACAACUACGCUCGGAAGUAUCCAUGUUACGACAAGCGGGAGUGGAUGUGGAAACGAAGCUAAAGGAACGAGAUGUUUCUCUUGAGACUUUACGUAAAAAGAAUGACACAUUACACUCCCAGUUGGAGCGCCUAGAGCACGAUAGCUCGGUUAUUGUGCAGGAAAAUACGACAUUGAAGCAGCAAAGGUCCCACCAGUCGGACGAGAUGCAUACUUUGGAGCAGGAAAUUGAUGAACUGCGUGAGCAUUCUGAAUCUGUAGUAAACAAGGCCACAGAGCUUGAGCAGGAUGUGAAAACGUGGCAAACUAAAUACGAGGAGAAAGAGCAUCGGAAUAAUGAGCUGGAAAACGCGCUUAACCAUAGCAGUCAAAAAUUGGGACAGCGGGAGGACGAUCUGGAGCAUUUAAUGGGCGAAAACCGUAAAUUGCAGGAGCACAUCGAAAGGAUGGCGCAGGAGCACGAGAAGCAUUUAGCUGAGCAACACAAAUACCGAAACGAGGCUGAAGCAGAGCUACAGCGACUUAAUCAAAUACUUCAACAAGAAUCAACGCGAUUCCAGAACCUUAAAAAAGAGGCAGGGGAAAUGCGUGCGCAAAUUGAAGCGCAGGCCAUGUCCGCAAUGAGCCAACGUGAACAGCAAUUGCUAGAUGAAAAGUCUCGACUGGAAGAAGAGCUGCAGCAUCAAUUUGGCAAAAUUAACGAGGAAAACAUUGAAUUAAGAGCAAAGAUAGAGAACCUGAAGGAUACCAAUCGACGCCAAAGCACAGAGAUUGGUCAGCUAAUGGCAUCCUCGCAAGAGCUUAAUCAACAAUAUCAAUCCCGUAACGCGGAUACUCAAAGAAUGCAGCAGCUUACGGAAGAAUUAGCACGUGCAAAGUAUCAGAUCGAGCACCUGGUAAAGGAAACGGCCACCAAGGAUAGUGCGCACGAGGAAACAAUUAAGUCGCAGUCUGCUGACUUCGAGAACCAGUACAACAAUUUCGUCUUCCAAGUAGAGGGACAGCUCGAUGCUUUGACACGAGAGAAUGAGCAGCUGCGAUCGGAUCUAGAUGAGGCAGCGAAGAAGCUGGACAUGUAUGAGGGUAAAUUAUCGGCUCAAGGAAAGGAGCUUGACAAGUGGCGCAAGGAGUGCGAAACACUUCAGCACCAGUUGCAAGACGUUACUCGUGAAUAUGAUUCCCUUAAGCGUGAGCUUGAUCAUAAUGUCUACGAACUUGAGUUGCAAAAGAUGAAGAACGCUGAAGUACGUGCGCAGACUGAGCAUUUCCUGUCCCCUGACAAUGAGUUUAGAAAAGAAGUGAAACUGCUCCAGAGCGAACGUGUGCGCCUGGAAGAGCAGAACCAGGAGCUGCAAAGACAUAUUGAAGCGAUCCGAGUGGAGGCUGACGCAAGACUGAACGAAGCCCAGCAAGUACACAAUCAUUCUCUUGAGCAGGAGGCGGCUCACGAGAAUACAGUUCGCUUGCUAUAUGAGGAAAAGGAAGUGAUAAAUCGCAAUAUGAUGGAUCUAGCUUCGGAGAAAUCAGCGUUAGAAUUUCAAGUUAUGACGGCCAACAAUGACGUUGAAAGAUGGAAGUCAUCUGUACAGCAACUUGAAAAUGAUAAGCGUGGGCUUGAAUUUCGCAUCCAAGAAGUGAUGCGGCAGGCGACUGAGCAGAUUGAAACCCAGAAACAUUCGGCAGCAAUGGCUACUGAGGAUGGUCGAACUCAAUUGCAAACGUUGACAGCCCAUAUGAACGAAGGUCAUCAUCAAGUGCGAAGUCUGCAGGAAACAAUCACAUUGCUGGAAGAGAAGCUUCGGGCUCAACAAUACGAGUACGAGAGCUUGCGGAUGAAGAAUGAGCAGUUAUCUAUCCAGCUCGAGUACCUUCAAAACGAGAAACGCGGGCUGGAGGAUAUUCUGCCUUCUUUGUUGCGCGAGAGCCAGUCUGGGGUAGAAGAAGACCUUUCUCAAAAGCUGGAACGGUUUGUACGCGAGAUGGAUCGACAGGUCCAGAAAGCAAGUGAAAAGGCUGUCCAUCUGCAGGCAGCUUUGGACUCUAAGCUUGAAUCGGAACAACUACGAUCAAGUGAUGAACGGACCAAGCUUGAGAAAGAGAAUGCAAAGCUUCAGCGAGAAUUAGCAAAUUAUGCUGCCGAGUUGGAGAAACUAGAUGCAGAGCUUCUUGAACUUCAACGUGAACGUGAGAAGCAGAACCACAUUCAAGAUGAGAUGCAUCAAACGAUUGCGGCGCACGAGGCGGAAAAGUGGGCUCGAAGCAGCGCAUCGAAUGAGUUUGAGCAUCUCGAAGCUGCGCAUGAAGAGUUAAAGACAAUGCACGAUCGGACUAAGACGGAGUUAAUGGCCCAACUGAAAGAGAAAGAAAUCGAGGUGGCUGAUUUACGGGACGAUGUGACAGAGUUGCAGUCCAGGUUGGAUCAAGAAAAGGAAAUGUCACGACAUUUGAUGGAUCGCUCUCAUAAUGGAAAACAAGAACGCACACAAAUUGAAAAGGACCUGGAAAUUCAAAUGAAGGAGCUAGAAGUGACAGUGAAGUAUCUUCAGCACAAACUUCAAGUGAGGGAGCAGUCUGCCGGAGGUAACGAAUACCAGGCACGCGUGAAAGAACUAGAAGCGUCCGUGGAGCAUCUUCAGCAUGAACUAGAAGUAAGUGAAUCCACCGCAACCGAACAGCAAGCUCAAGUGAAGGAGCUUGAAGCGUUAGUGAAACAACUUCAAGAUAAACUUGAAGCAAGCGAGAAAAUUGCCGCAGGAAGCGAACACCAAGCACGCGUAAAGGAACUUGAAGACAAAGUUAAGCAUUUUCAACAAGAAAAACUCCGAGUAAGUGAGCAGCAGUCUGCUGAAAGCUAUGAACUACAGGCACGUGUGGACGAACUGGAAACACAAGUGAAACAGCUUCAACACGAGCUGCAAGUCAGCGAGCAGUCCAUCACAGGAAGAGAACAGCGCGUCAUGCACGAAAAAUUACAAAAAGAACGCGAGUAUCGAUCGAUGCAAGCGCGGUACGACAGUUUAGCCGUUGAAAAUGCUACCACUGUUACAAAGUUGGAUGCGAAAGUAACUGAAGUUGACCACUUACACCAAGAGAUUAAACAAUUACAGGAUGAGAUCGAACAACUACAGGAUGAGAUCGAACGAUUGCACGUGGAAAUUCGUGACAACACGACUGAGAUGGAUAACGCAAGAAGCCAUCUCCACGUAUCCGAAGAGCUUACGCUGAAGCUAGAAAACAUGCAAAAUGAGCUCACUGCACACGAGAAUGACGCUCAUGAGCACAAAUUUGCACUGGCUGCAAAGGAUAAAGAGCUGCAGCAUGCACGGGAAGACGUAGACGAACUGAAAUGUCAACUUCGGAAUGAACUGCAGAAGAAAGAAGAUGAAGUUGCUUCUUUGAAGCGACAGAAUCUGAAAUUUAGGGAGCAAUUGAAACAAAUUGCCCAAGCAAAGCUCGCUCCGAAGCGCUUGGAUAAUGCUCAUGAAACACCGAUGAGAGAAGAUAAGGAAUUUUACGAGCGACUGUUGCAGCGGGAGGAGGAACUAACAUCACAAAUUGCUCACCUCAAAGACGCCAAGUCUGCUAUGCUCAAUCAGUUCCGCCGCGAGAUGAGAAAACUGAACAUCGAGUGUAGUGCUCAAGGGUCACCCGCUGACGAAAACAACGCUGACGACAGUGAUUUCCACCGCGGCAUGAUGCAAGUCUCAGCACUUCUUCGUAGCUUUCAAGAUCGUGAAGCCCACCAGAACGCACUUAUUAGCCGCAAAGAGAAGCACAUUAACGAGCUGAAAAUGCAACUGCUCAAUGUGGAACAGCAGGAUAAAUCACUUCAUCAGCAGGUGGAAGCCAUGAGCAGGGAAGUUUCAAAGCUGAACUUGGAGCACAAAGAGUUACGUGAAAGCCCUAUAUCUGAUUCAAACGACAGCGCAAGUGAACUCUCGACGAUUGGUGAGUGGAAAGAAAAGUGCACGAAGCUCAAGCAUCGCAUGCGUGAACUAAAAGAAGUGAACACUAAACUCAAGGAGAUUCGUUUUUCCAAGAGUGACAUGAAGGCACUUGUGAAGAAAGUUGAAAAACUUACAAGUCAAGUGCUGGAUAAAGAUGUGCAGAUUCAAGCUCUUCGUAAUCGCGAGAUGUCAAAGUUUACAAAGAGCGGUGCUUCAACUGGAUCACGUCGUUCAAGAGAUUUGCUUGUUGUGUUGAAAGAAAAGGAGCAGAAGAUUAUGGUGCUCAAUGAUCACUUGACCGGUCUAAUGACGGAAAAUAUGCGGCUUCAACACAGCACAGAGCAGUAUGUCAUUCGAUACGGACCUUUGGACGGUGCAAUGAUGAAUGGUGUUAUUGGUAACUCAGGCAUUAGAGUGCCUUAUAGCAGCAAUCGACAAGAACCUGCUGUUAGGUCACAAUGA
Peronospora farinosa is the source of this 7059-nucleotide messenger RNA. The record is from the annotation of a GenBank genome assembly. NCBI's taxonomy places the organism in Eukaryota, Oomycota, Peronosporomycetes, Peronosporales, Peronosporaceae.